UUGAGAAAUGUCUAUUCAAGUCCUUUGCCCAUUUUUGAAUUGUGUUGAGUUUUUUGUUGUCAUUUUUGAGUUGCCUUAUCCUUGCUUUUUGAGUCUUAGAGUCUAAAGUAUUUAUAUCUCGUUUGCAUCCUGGUGUGUUUUUAUGCAUGUGUGGUAAAUUAUGCCUUUCUAUGCUUGAAUGGCCCAGUUAUGGGACUGUCCGUGGUCUGUCCCUCAGGUGGCUCAUUGGCAGCUAAUCAUCCUUGUGCCUGGAGGUAGCAGGCUACCACCUAUGCCUCCAGCAGCAGAUAUCCUUCACCCCUAUCUCCCUUUGCCCCUGUGCUGAGUUGUGGGGUGAACAGCAAAAACAGAGGAUGGGCUAUCCCUCUCCAGGAAGGAAACUGGGAGCUAAGUGUCCAGGGCACCCAUUACAGGGGCUCUUGCACAGCCUCCCUCUUGUCUCCAUCCCUCUACUUCUCAUCCCAGCCUUAUUAUCACCCUCACUAAAAAGCCAUAAAAGACUUUUAAGACCACUGUGGUCUGGAAUAGCAAAGUGUUUAAGGGGGAUUUGCGAAACUACAGGCAGGUUCAUCCAGCUACUCAUGGAAAGCACAGAUGAGUGUGGAACAGUGAGGGACCACAUGAAUGUGCAUGCACACACUCACAUGCUGGUACACAGGAGGUAUGGUGUCUAAAAAUACUCAGUCACUGUGAUUCCUCUUAUUUGCUCAGUCACCUGGAUUCUUCUUAUUUUCUUUUGUAAUGGAAGCACUUCCUUGCCUGUGUAAAGCUAAACUCCCAUCUGUGUUCCAAAUUCAGUUUUCUUUCUGUCUCUUCAGACAGCUGUGUCCAUCGCUUGUCUCCUCUAACUCUUCUCAUUUGUGUAUCUUCAACCUCUCCCUCUCAGCUAGCUCUAAGGGUCAGCAAAUAACCAUGCUCUAUUCUUUUCCAUCUUCAAAGAAAUUGCCUACGCCCUCCCUCAAUCCCCACCUCUCCUUUCAGCUAGUGCCCUAUCAUUUUUUAUUCCCUUUUCAGGGCCAAAUUUCUUAAGAAAAGACUCCAUUGUCUACUGCCCUCACACAGCAUCCUCAGCCCAUUGUGAUUUGACCUUACCUCUUCAUGCUAUUGAUAGCACUCCCACAAGGUUAUCUAGCUGUGGCUAAUCCCACCGAGUAGUCUCAAUCUUGCUUGAAUUCUCUGUAGCAUUCAGAUUUUAGUCAACCACUCAUCACCUCUCAGCAUGUCUAGUGCCACACACUCCCACCACUCUGUCUGCUUCUCUUCUGUCUACCAAUCCCUUAAAUAUUUUUGGUCCACAAGGCUCUGUUUUCCUCACCACCUGGACAGUCCAACCUACUUCCAUAGAUUAUAUUAACAUGCACAGGUUCACUAUUCCCAACUCGCUAUCUCCGUGUAGAUUGUCUUGAGCUCCAGGCAUGAACAGCUUGGACACCUAUCUGUUGGACAGCUCUACCAGGAUAAUUUACACACACCUCAAACUCACUGUGUGCCAAACUGCACAGCUUUUCUUCCUCACCAAACCUGCUCCUCCACCAGUCUUCCCAACCAAAUAGUAGGCCAGGUUGCCUAAGCUAGAAUCCUAGGCAUGGUCCUCAACACUGCUGUCUUUAAUUCUUGAGAUCGUAUCCAGUAAAUCUCAAGUCUUGUGAACUCUAUUCCCUGUUAUUUGAAAAAUAAUAAAUUUGGUUAGAUAAUGCAUCAAAUGGUGAAAAUUCAAAGAGCACACAAGAUACACAGGGAAAAAAUGCUUUCCUACCUCUGUCCUAGCCCUGGAGGUAUUCUCCUCAGAGACAUUCAUGAAUAAAAAUUCGUUCUUCUCCUUCCAAAAAUACUCUAAGCAUAUCCAAGCAUAUUUAUGUAUAUACGCUUCUAACAACACAUAGAAGAGUAUAGGAUAUUAGAAAAAUAAUUCUUGCUUUUUUCAUUUAGCAUAUUUUGAAGACAAUUCCAUACCAAUAUAACGUAAAAAAAAACUUUCACUAUUCACUACCUCUGGUUCUCCGAGUCCUACUACCGUUAUUCUAAAAUGGGCCACCAUCAUCUCCCGCCUGCAUUACAGGAGUAGGUUCGUUAACUGCUCUCCUUGCAUGAAGCCUUGGACUUCUGCAGUCCACACUUGACACUACAGCCAAGCUGAUCGUGUAAGAUGCAACUCCUGCCUCAAACUGUGAUCUUCUGGAAAUUCUUCCUUGAAGCGACUCCCGGCAACCCCUCCAGGCUCCUCAUACCUCACACCUCUUGCACUCUAGUUCACCUAGCUGAAUUAUUAUGAGUUCCUGGAUGGUGCUAUAUUCUCCUUCUUCUUGGCCUUCACAACUUCUGGGCCUUUCCACCUCUCUGCACCCACUCUCCCUUCCAUCUUUGUAACUUCUAUUUAUCCUGCUGUUCUCAGCCUAACAGGAUAAUACAUUGGCUGCGUGUUUGUGUGUGUGUUUGAGGGAGGUCCCUGACUCACAGGCUAUGUUAGAGUCCACCUGUUUUGUGUUUCCAGGCCAUCUAUAGUUUCUUUUUUAUUAUACAUCCUGCACUCUAUUGUACUUAUUUGUUUAAUAAGUUAAUGUCUGCCUUCAUCAGUAGACUGUAGUUACACAGAUUCAAAGAUAGUGCCCACUUAUUCAUCAUUGUGUUCUCAGUGCCUGGCAUAAUUCCUGGGACAAUGUAGUGUGUAACAAAUAGUCACUAACUGAAUCUACGAAUGAUUCACCUGUUUUUAUUCUAAGUUCUCCUACUGGCCAUACUCCAGUUAUUUUUACUUGUCAAAUAUGUGUGGAAUUUUUCCACCUAUAUAAUGUGUGCGGAAACACUUUGAAAAGAAUAAACACCAAUGCAAAUGUAAGUGAUUAUAGGGAAAUUUUCUCAGCUUAAAUAUACUUCUGUGUGUGUGAGAAAGACACAGAGAGACAGAGAGACAAGGAGAGAAGAAAGAAGGAGGAGGAUAAGGAAGAGGAGAUGUGGAAUAUUAUGAAGAAGGGGAAAAGAGGGGAAGAACUCCAUCAGCAAGGCUCUGGGACAGAGCCUCCUGAACCAUCUGGGAUGUGGUGUCGUCUGAAAGAAGCAAUCUACAAGAUUCUACGGCUGCCCUCUGGAGCCCAAGUGGGAAAGGAGAAGAAGCACACACAGAUGUUGCUGUACCCUGCGGCAGAUGGGAAGCCAGCCUCAUGGCACAUUUGGCAUAUUGGGAAAGCUAUUUGGGGGCUGCACACAUUUCACCAGCUUCACUCCUGGUUGAUUUCAGAGCCUGAACGAAAUGACACUAGGGCCAGGAUCUGGGAGUACCCUCUCCUUCUAGCUGCCAAAGAGAAUGAUGUAAAGGCUCUCAACAAGCUGCUCAAGAAUGGGGCCUGUGAGGUGCUCCAGAGAGGAGCCAUGGGGGAGACAGCACUGCACAUAGCUGCUCUCUCUGACAACUUGGAGGCGGCCUUGGUGCUGAUGGAGGCUGCCCCGGAACUUGUCUUUGAGCCCAUGACAUCUGAGCUCUUUGAGGGUCAAACUGCAUUGCAUGUAGCCAUUAUGAAUCAGAAUGUGAACUUGGUGAGAGCCCUGCUUGCCCACGGGGCCAGUGUUUCUGCCAGAGCUACAGGCACAGCUUUCCACCGCAGCCCCCAUAACCGUAUCUACUUUGGGGAGCACCCUUUGUCCUUUGCUGCCUGUGUGGGCAGUGAAGAGAUUGUGAGGCUGCUUAUUGAGCACGGAGCUGACACCCGGGCCCAGGACUCCCUAGGAAACACAGUGUUGCACAUCCUCAUCCUCCAGCCCAACAAAACCUUUGCCUGCCAGAUGUACAACCUGCUGCUGUCCUAUGAUGGGCGCGGGAACCACCUGCAGUCCCUGGACCUUGUGCCCAAUCUCCAAGGUCUCACCCCCUUCAAGCUGGCCGGAGUGGAGGGCAACACUGUGAUGUUCCAGCACCUGAUGCAGAAGCGGAAGCAUAUCCAGUGGACAUGUGGGCCGCUGACCUCCACUAUCUAUGACAUCACGGAGAUUGACUCCUCGGGGGAUGAGCAAUCUCUGCUGGAACUUAUUGUUACCACCAAGAAGCGGGAGGCUCGCCAGAUCCUGGACCAGACGCCGGUGAAGGAGCUGGUGAGCCUCAAGUGGAAAAGAUAUGGGCAGCCAUACUUCUGCAUGCUGGGUGCCAUUUACCUGCUGUACAUGAUCUGCUUCACCAUGUGCUGCAUCUACCGCCCCCUCAAGCCCAUCACCAGUAACUGCACUGGCGCCGAGGACAUCAUUAUCCUACAGCAGAAGCUGCUCCAGGAGGCCUACUUGACCCCUAAGGAUGGCAUCCGACUGGUGGGGGAGCUGGUGAGUGUCGUUGGAGCUGUGAUCCUUCUGCUUGCAGAGAUUCCAGACAUCUUGAGAGUGGGGUUCACUUGCUUCUUUGGACAGACCAUCCUUGGAGGACCGUUCCAUGUCAUCACGAUCACCUAUUCCUGCAUGGUGCUGGUGACCAUGGUGAUGCGGCUCACUAACACCGAAGGAGAGGCAGUGCCCAUGUCCUUUGCCCUGGUACUGGGCUGGUGCAACGUCAUGUACUUUGCCCGAGGAUUCCAGAUGCUGGGCCCCUUCACCAUCAUGAUCCAGAAGAUGAUUUUUGGUGACCUGAUGCGAUUCUGCUGGCUGAUGGCAGUGGUAAUCCUGGGCUUUGCCUCAGGUAAGUCUUCUGUCCAGGAUGGGGGGGCCAUGGGAAGGAGAGGAGAGACAUCCAGAGAGCACAGAAUGCCUCUGAUAAACUUGGGGAAACAAGGGAGGCAAGGCAGAGGUAAGAGGUGCUAUAGUGUCUGAAGAUGGGACAUCCCUCACAGGUGAGGGAAAGCUGGGAGUGUUAGGAAGAGGUGUCUCUUGGGAUCAGGAGGACGAGCCAUAUGGAAAAUAAGAGAACGUAAAAAACCAAAGUAUGGAGUGAUGGAGGGCUGAGAUGGUGAUACUAGAGAUGGGGGAAACAGGACUGAAAUGGGCAGCAAACAGCUGGCUGUAAUCCAGUCACAUGCAUGGUUGCCAUGGUAACGCUCACCCCCUUGGGUGGGCAGCCUUCUAUAUCAUCUUCCAGACAGAGUCCCCCAAAGAGCUGGGCCAUUUCCACGAUUACCCCAUGGCACUGUUCAGCACCUUUGAGCUCUUCCUCACCGUCAUCGAUGGCCCUGCCAACUA
Molecule: messenger RNA, 5151 nt
Organism: Equus caballus (horse)
Lineage: Eukaryota; Metazoa; Chordata; Mammalia; Perissodactyla; Equidae
Source: RefSeq, a predicted model, not a curated record